GAUCUGAAACCGUUCAACAUUACAAGUCGAAUAUCGCUCAACCAGGGGGAAUUUUCCACGUAUUCUCAAACAGAUGGCAGCUUUAAGCUACACAGCAUUCCGCCCGGAAUCCAUGCUCUGGAUGUGCUGAGCACAACCCACCAUUUUAGUCAGAUAAAGAUCCAGCUUGUUGAGGGGGAUAUGGACAAUCCAAAGUGUUUGGAAUACGCGUACCCUGGGGCUUCGAAGAAGCCUGCAUCGUACCCUGUUGUUUUAAAGGCAAUUGCAACUUAUGACUACUUUGAGCCCCGUCGGGGAUUUUCCGUUUUUUCUAUGUUAAAAAAUCCCAUGUUUCUCAUGAUGGCGUUUUCUGUGGGUCUAAUGUUUUUGAUGCCGAAGAUGAUGGAGGGUCUGGAACCGGAAGAGAGGGAACGAAUGAAGCAACAGAUGGAG
Messenger RNA from Phaeodactylum tricornutum CCAP 1055/1, 432 nucleotides. RefSeq lists its product with no specific name. The annotation marks the transcript as partial. NCBI's taxonomy places the organism in Eukaryota, Bacillariophyta, Bacillariophyceae, Surirellales, Neidiaceae. The transcript has a single exon. Gene Ontology annotation, cellular component: EMC complex. The record is from RefSeq and is a predicted model, not a curated record.